This is a messenger RNA of Doryrhamphus excisus (bluestripe pipefish), 4848 nucleotides long. NCBI's taxonomy places the organism in Eukaryota, Metazoa, Chordata, Actinopteri, Syngnathiformes, Syngnathidae. The record is from RefSeq and is a predicted model, not a curated record.
CCGAUGCUGUGCCAAAAGUGGGAACAAACAAAGCCCCGGCAGAUGUCUCUCCCGACAAGACCAAAGCCAAUUGCAUCCACUGCCACCGGAGCAGGACUGAGUCCCAAACACCACCCGCCGGACCCAGCUGGAGAAACCGUCAGAGCACUACAGGACAUUGAAUCGAUGGCAACUGGACUGUUGAGGUCAUCUUAGAAGACGUUUCGCCUCCUAUCCAAGCGGGAUUCAUCAGUUCAUGCUCAUUGACUAGCCAGCAGACAACAUGUAUUUAAGGAUACAACCACUUCACCCUUAAAGUCCAGUGCAUGCACCACUGCGUCUGCUGCUUCUUUGAUUGAUACUUCAUCUUCCUCACCAACUGGGAGAAAGAGACAACACAAUAAUUACUUUCACUGUAAGGUGUUCAGAAGUCAGCACGCAACAUGUGUUAAAACUCACCAGAAAGGAUAAUGGGGUCAACCUCUGGAUAUUCUCUCAAAACCCAAAGGAAGAGGCGAGCCAAGUCCAAAGAGUAAAUGAACUGCCUUCUUGGGGUACCUGAGCCCCAGACAACCAAGGGCUUCCCCUCUUCUAACAGUGGAGAUAAACAAGAGUGGGUUUGUAUGUCAGAAAAAUCACAAACACAUUUGUUGUUAUGUUGUGACUGCUUAUGCAUCCUUGUUGCUUAUGUAGCAAAACGUAAUUUACCUUUGGCAAUGUAAGCUCUGUGAAUUAGACCUGGUAGCACAUGACCAUCUUCAAUGCUGAAGUUGUCAUGGGGACCGAACACAUUAGUGGGGAUCACAGCUGUGUAGUGACGUCCAUGCUGCUGGAAAUAGGCUCUGAGGAACAUCAAUGCAGUUUAAUAGACAAUUACAAAAAGGUAAGUGUAACCAGGUAAAUUUUGCCUCUAUUACGUUUUAAUCAUGCUUCUAUAUUGUCCCCAUUUGACGCUGCCGGUCAAACCCGUUCAUUUCAGUGAACCGGUUCAUUCAGUAAAAAGAGUCAGUCCGUUCACUCAUGUUCACGUUCGUUCCGACUCAACAGAGCAACAUCACGUGACUAGUGAUGUGUCGGUCAUGAACGAACGGGUCAAAAUAAUUAGUUCUUUUUUGUGAACGGAAUGAACGAGGUCACCGACAGUGUCGGUCAAUAUCUCGGUCUGGGUCUGUCAGUCAGCUAACCCCACCCACCCACAGAGCGAGGUGGCGAAGAUAGGAUAAAACAGGCAAGUACGCAGAUAGUCUAGGAACGGUGAACUGACUCUCCAGCCAAUCAACUUAACGGACUGAAAGGGUAUUUUAGGGGUGGUGACCUGUUUCAAUCCGUUCACAAAAAAUAAUUCGUUUUUUUGAACCGUUUGUUCAUGACCGACACACCACUACGGGGAAGUGUUGCCUGAGUGAGCUACAGGUCAGUUCAAAUCUCCUAACUAAGACAUGAUACAUUUCUGCUUUUAAUGGUUCACAUUCAACUUGUAGGAGCCUCCUACCGUGAACCAGGGCGAUGGGGAAAAACUAUACAUAUUGCGAUAGACUUCGUAUUUGACCAGAUUCUGCGCGCUACCAGACCAGGCCUAGAGCCACGGAUUGAAAGCCACUGCAAGAGUCGCCCACACGAUGGUCAGACAAGAUGACUCUUUGUAAUGAGUCUAGAAAGAAUGGAAAUAUGCCAACAUCAGCAGUACCUCCUCCGAUACCUAUGUCUCCCAUCGUUGAGAAGAUGGAGGGGCUGAAGGCUAUCCGCAAUCGCAGCAACAGCCUUCGUUUUGGCCGGCUGGCCUUCUACCGUCACUUGGAGAAGGUGGGGACUAUGCGCUGCUUCUGGGAGCUUAAACACAUGGAGCUCGAGGGAGGCAAUCAACAGGGAAAAGAUGACAAAGAUAAAGGCAAAGUGAACUUGCAGAGCCUGAAAGCCCAGAUGAAAAAGUGGUCCCUGGAAACAUCAGACUCACUUCCUGCACCUGUGCUUCCAGAGCAGGGAUCAGCUCAGGAGUGGCGAGGUGGAGAAGAUGCUGAAGACACGGGUCCUGAGGACGAUGCAAAAUUAGAGACAAAUGAAAAUAAGGCCGAAGUGUCAUUCAAAGCCCUCAGUAAUUUUACCGACAUUUCUGAAAAGAAUGACAAGACAUCUGUCUUAAAACAACAGAGCUCUGAAGAUGUUGGAGAUGUGGCAUCCUGCAGCAAACGUCGCGUCACAGAAGAAGAACCGGUAAAGGAUGAUCUUAAAAAAAGUCGUGUAGAAGACAUUAAAGAUAAUAAGGCUGAUGAGUUGGUGUUGGGAGAAGACCAGCAACAACACAUUAACCCUGAUGCAGUGAAAACGGAGCUGGAACAAGAGAGAAAUGAGUCGGAUGUGAAGGAAUUCUUCAUCGACUCAAGUCCUCCACCAUCAGCACCGUUUGACCAUCGUAUUGUGACUCCCAAACCUCAUCAGAUAGCCGCCUACUACUCCAUCAACAAAGAAGAAGUCCUAGGAGGGGGGCGUUUUGGUCAGGUCCACAAGUGUGUAGAGAACUCCUCAGGCCUGACGUUGGCAGCCAAGAUCAUCAGGGCAAAAAGCCAAAAGGAAAAGGAUGUGGUGAGGAAUGAGAUCCAGGUAAUGAACCAGCUCAACCACUCCAACCUCAUCCAGCUGUAUGCAGCCUUUGAGUCCCGCCAUGACAUCAUCCUGGUCAUGGAGUAUGUUGAAGGAGGAGAGUUGUUUGACCGCAUCAUUGAUGAGAACUACAACCUGACUGAGUUUGACACAGUGCUGUUUAUACGCCAGAUCUGUGAGGGACUGCAAUACAUGCACAAGAUGUACAUACUACACCUUGACCUUAAGCCAGAGAACAUCCUAUGUGUCAGCAGAGCUACAAACAAGAUUAAAAUAAUUGAUUUCGGUCUGGCCAGGAGAUAUAAACCUCGAGAGAAGCUGAAGGUCAACUUUGGAACGCCUGAAUUUUUGGCACCUGAAGUCAUCAACUAUGAGUUUGUGUCCUUCCCUACAGACAUGUGGAGCCUCGGUGUCAUCACUUACAUGCUACUCAGUGGCUUGUCUCCUUUCCUGGGCGAUGAUGACAACGAGACUUUAAACAACAUUCUGGCUUGCCAGUGGAACUUCGAAGAAGAGGAGUUUACAGAUGUUUCUGAUGAGGCUAAAGACUUCAUCACUCGUUUGCUCGUUAAGAGCAAAAGCUGGAGGAUGAGUGCUGCAGAGUCUCUCAGACAUCCAUGGCUGUCAGAUCGGAGUUUGCACUAUAAUUUACAUUUGAAGAAAAAUAAGUGUCACUCCACGCGGGCACCCUCUCCAGAGUGCUAGAAAGAAACACUGGCAUCAUGGCUUUCGAAAAUGUAGGGCCCUGAUGUCCAACACUGGACCAAUGCUGCUGUACCUGUCUGGCUCCUGGAUAACUACUCACUGCCUAGCUCCGCAUAUAGGCUUGGGAUAGCUGCUCUUACCUCUGAUCAUAGCAGUGUUUUUAUGAGGCCAAAACAGAAGAAUUGGGCAGUUUCAUCAUUGUAUUUGUAAUAUUUAUCCUGUACAGCAGGGUUCGCUAACCACCAGGCCACGGCUGUGGAAAUUUUAUGUAUAUAUUUAAAAAAGAAACAUUUUUAAAACAGCUUUGUGAACAACUACAUUGAAUUUAAUGUAAAUGCAUAUGCAUUUUUGACAUACGGGCAUUUUUAUUUGAAAAAUAAUUUGCAAAGAUGUAUUUUAUGAUGAUGUCAUAUUGCUGUCAAAUUUGGGUGCUUACCAUCACUACCUGCAGGUGCAAAAAUGAAACAUGAACAAGCUUUUUCUCUGGGAUUCUAACAACAAUUCACGGUCCGUGGGCUCCAAAAAGGUUAGGGACUGCUGCUGUUGGGUAUGGUAGCUCAAACCGUCUGUCACAGCUCUAAUUUGUGUUGUGAAGUGCUUCUGCAUUUCACAAGAUGUAAGAAAAACAUGAAAAUAUAUUAUUUUAAAUAUAAAGAUACAGUUGAAGAGCACUGUUUAACAAAUGACGUAGUCCUCUAACGAAAGUCAUCACCUAUAGAUUUACUAUACUAUCUCUGAGUCAUGCUUUAAUGGUUUACUGAUAUAACGCAUUAUGUGCAUGCCUGGCAAUUUUUGGUCUGUUUUCUGAGGUUCAUCAAAAAAACAAUUGAAUGCUACUAGCUGAAGUAAAGUAUAUUUUUUGAGAAUACACGUUACUUUCUUUAUUUUUAUGUACAAGUCUUAUGAAAAACUUUUAUUUGGACAAAAAAAAAUAGGAAUGUACUUACAGUAGAGCUUGAUUGAAGACACAUCUUGUUCAUUUCUUUAGUAGGGUCCUGUAAAAUAUGUCAUACUAAGAUCCUGGUUUAUGUCAUAUACAGCACACAUUCGCUGUACUUUUUAUUGCUUGCGGUUUGCUUCCAUGCUGCUUUGGCAGCCUGGAGUUGGUACUGUAGCCCCCUCGCCUUCCAUGAAGGCAUAACAAAGAACAAUACUACCUUUUAUGAAUGUUUUAUGUUUUUGACUGGUGUUGAUGUUAAUUUAUUUACUGUUUAGCACCGGACUGUACUUGAAGUGCUUUGCUUUAUUUACUAUAUUUGAUCACAAACGUCACACAGAAUUUCUCUCAUUUCUGCAGGGUUCAGUUCAAUGGUGUGCAGAUCAGAGACAUUGACUGUAGUACUGUCACAGUUUUGUUGAAGAUGUAAAAAAAAAAAUCCUUUCAAUCCUGCCCAAUAAUAACCAACUGUACUGUAGUCACUGGACAUAAUGCUGCCUCUUACUGGAUCACCUUUAUGUGAUGGAAUGUUUGUCUCAGUUGUUUGCUGUUCCAUUUUGAACUAAAAAGCUGUGUAAUUUUGAAAAAUAGCUGUUUAUGAUACAUUUUGUGUAAUGAUGUUAAUGAAU